AGGGGCGCUGAUUUUGAAAUCUCCCGCUACUGGAAGUCGUCGGAAGAAUGGACCAAUCGUGUCGUAGGUAGAUGGCGCUAGUGUUUGUUGAAUGUUUAGCGCGGUCGGUGAUUGUUUGGUAUUGGUUUGGUGCUCCUGCGAAAGUUCGUGCUUUUCAGCGUUUUUGCAAGGCCUUUCGUUCACGGGCUUGCGUUCACGUGCGUAGUAAUUCGUUCGGCUUUUCAACGUUAUCAUUCGUUUCGCAAAGGUUUUACAUUCCGCGAUCAACUUGAACCUUUAAGUGUUUAACCCAAGCAUGCGUUUGAAAUUCUGUGAGUUCUUGUCGCCUUUCCGUGUAUCUCCUUUUCGUUUGCCGAUCAGCAGUUGCAUAGAUACAUAAACACUUGAAUUCUGCCAAAUCAUUUUCAUGCGCGAAGUGUUAAUCUCUCCGGAAACCGAUAGUUCCCUCAGAAAUGGCUAAAAGGCUAAGCGUAGUCCUUCCCAUACUGAAACACCAGCCACCCAAACAAAUUCCGAACGGCACUAAAGCUGUCGACAAUGAUCAUUGCAGAUCUGUCAUGCGGACACCAGAUGUUGAAGGUGGAGACGAUGUAUCGAAAGACAUUUCCAAUGAUCCAGAAGCAAACUCUGACAGUGAAAUCUGUGCUGUUUGCUUCAAGGCUUUCUCCCAUUACGAUCAGUUAAAGCAACACAUGGAGAGUGCCCAUGCAAGUACCGUGGGAUGCAUAAUGUGCUUCGCAGAAUUUGAUUCGGGAGUCAGUCUAAUAAAACACAUCAAAACUCAUUCCAACCACUGUGACAAGUGCCAGAUGACUCUCUCCUCUCAGAAUCAGUUAUUGGUGCACUUCCAGAAAGUCCAUCGCAACAUGAGUUUCAAGAAGAAGUCGAAAUCGUGCCCUGACUGUUCAAAAAAGUUUGAGUCGAAGUCUGAAUACAUGGAGCACAGAUUAACGCACAAAUCCAAACAAUCGUGUACAUUUAAAUCGAAAAAGAAUUCUACUCCCUUAGCUGUCUCAAAGUCAGAUAAUCAUGUAAAUAAACUGAAAAACUCCUCCCCGACCUCUAAAAGCAAUCAAAGUCUCAGUGAAAAAAUUUCAAGGAAUGUCGAUGAUGUUACCAGCUGUCAGUUACCUGCCAAAGCACCUUCCACACCAAGUAAGCCGCCAGAAAAUGAUGCGCCAACCCGAUCUCAGCAAGCUACCAGUACCUCUCACUCGGAGUCAUCUCCUCCAAAUAGGACCUCACCAACAGUGAACGUGGAAAAAUCAAAGACACCUCCAAGCGAUACAAAAAGCCCGCUGACGCCGAACCCUGCCCCUACUUCGAAUUCAAAGCCCUCAGGCCACAAAAUUUCCCCAAAUGCAGUAGUGAAGCCAAGUUCAGCUGGUGCCAUCAAAGAAAGGAAAAACAGCAGCAUCUCCAAGGCAGUUCUCUUCGAAAGUCCAGAUUUUGCAGCAGUGCUAUGUGCAAGCGUCGACCCAAAAAGUAAACCGAAAGACUCAAAAAGUGGUAAGUCAGUAGAUCAUAUGAAUUCGUCUCCUGUAGAUGGGAAAAAGUGUGUCCCUAACCCUGUGGCUGCAGAGCGAAGAAGGUCUAACAUCGACUCAUUGACUCAUCCACCUAUCGAGAGGAAAAAGGCUAUUGUCCUAGAUCCUAUGACUCUUACCAACCCAGAGAGAAAGAAAGAAGAUCUCAAAGCUCUCUCUGUUGCGGAGCGGAAAAAACUAGUGGAUCGUCCUGUUACAAUAUCAGCUGUGGAACGUAAAAAAUCAUCAGCCGACUUGGCGACCUCUUCUUCACGAAAAAAACAGGCUGAUUCACUGAUUCCGUCAGGUACCGAGAGGAGAAAAUCUAUCCUUGUUGAUACAACGCAUCCUUCAGGUUCAGAAAUGAAAAGUCAGACUGGUGACUCAGGGAAAAAAUCAGUAAUUUCUGAUCCAAUAACCUCUGCCAACUCAGAAAGUAAGCAUGUCAGUAAUCAUCCGACCAAAAAGAUCCAUAAAAAAGGAGUGAAGAUCAUCCAGUGUCAUCUCAAACCUGGGGUAUCUUUACUUUCAAAGAGCAAGCAUGGUUCUUCUCUACUGAAAGGUUCUAAAACUUCGGUCAAAUCCAAAAUUUCUGGCACUGAGCUCUCACCGAAAUCAACGAAAGGACUUGAGAAAUCACCAUCUGAACAAGACAUUUCAGAACUAAGUGUACCAAAAAAUGUAUCCAUUAGGCUUACAAAAUUGUCUAAUCAAAAAACCACACCAUCUAAAGGAACCGUCUCUUCAUCAUCCGUUAAAUGUAAGAAAAUGGGACAGAACUUAGACUCCUCGACAAACCAAGUUUGUGAGUCGCAUACUAUGAAUUCUCACAGUUCAGAUCAACUCAGGCCAUGCACAGAAAAGGAACCUGUCUCUGUCCCUGCAGAAUUGCCGUCAACCCAGAAGAUUAGUGAGUCAGGAGUCAAAAUUUCUCCUAAAGUUACCUCUCCAAUGCCCUUUGAUGAAAAAGUUCAGUCUCAACCUGCAGCAGUAGAAAAUUCCAAAGACAUGUCUCUCAUGGUGAAUUCCAGGCCUAAGAGGGUGCGUAAGAGUCUCUUUACUCUUAACCCGGAAGAUUUGCUCGAAGAAACAGAACCUAGUCAAGUUGAAAUGAACUUUGAUGAAUCUCAAGUGGUGUUUGAAGUCUCAACAGUGUCUUCUAAUGGCGAGCUUGAAAAUGAAGAAGAAAUGAAUACUUCGAAAGAAAUACAAAGUGGAACGGAAGAGCUAGUGGUAGACAGUUGUUCAAGACAAAUUGACAAGCCUGUCGUAGAUGGUUGUCCGACGGGAGGAGAAAACUCAGGUGAGGAGAAAUUGAAUGAAGAGGAGAGUAAGACUGAUGUGAAAGUGGAUUUGGUCUCUGAACUCAAGAGGCAAGUAAGUAUGGAAUUAACACGCAAACUUCAAAGCCUGGGUGUGACGAAAGACAGUUUGGAUGCAGGAGUUCCACAAAACUGCAGUCUCAUUCUUCCAACAACGACCGAUAGCGCUAGAGCAUUUGCGAAGAAGAAAGUUGUGUCCAUGGAGCAGUGCAUCAAAGAAUUUGAGUCCAUCCAAAAGAAGGAGGGAAAGAAAGAAGAUAAGAAAAAGGUGAAGAAAGGUAGCAAGAAAUCUCUCAAAAAUGCCAAGGAGCAAACAGUUGAAAUUGAAGAAAAUGGGUGUGAGGAUUCCGUUUCCAAGAGCUCUAAUAACAAGAAGAAAUUCACCAAAAACGCCAAAAAGGAGACAGAUGAAGCUGAAGAAAAUGGAUUUGACGAUUUGUCAACUUCGAAAAGCUCUAAUAGUAGAAAAUCAAUCAAAAAUGGCAAGAAGGGGAAUGAAGAAGAUGAAGAAAAUGGGUUUGAUGAUCAGUCUAUUUUCAAGAGUACAAAACUAGAAAAGAGGGGAAAGCCAGGUAGAUCCAGGGCAAAGAUGCUGUCCACUUUGCGGGACUUUAGCGAAACAGAAUCUGAAGCUGAAAAAAAGGCGACCGAAAGCACUGACAAGAAAAGCCAGAAGAAAAAGGGUAAGCGUUCUCUGGAGAAAACUUUGACUGAUCCUGAAAUACCAGUGACCUCUGAGUCUGAAAUUUUAAAUCAAACUAGUUUACAGCCGAAGGUGAGAAAAAUCAAAGUUGCCAAGAUUAAGAAAGAUGUAGACAGUCCGCAAACUAUAACAUCAGAAAAGCAAGAAAGCACCUCUAAACCGCAUGAAAAGGCAGGAAGAAAGCGAAGAGUGUCAGCGUUGAUUGAGGUUGAUGGGAUGUCGGAAGUGCAACCACCCAAACAUGGUGAGACCCCUGAAAAGAUGAUCAAAACUACUCCAACGGCUGAUGCCUCCAGUUCCGUACCACCCUCUAUCACUCAAACUGAGCCAGUUGUCCCCAAAAAACGAAAUCCUCCCAAAGCCAAAAGCUUUGACCUGGAUGAUAUUCCUCAAGAGACGUUGAUCCAGGCUGUCAUCGAUAAUUUCAAGCAAAACCAGUCAGACUCAUUGUCUUUGUGUUGUACAGUGUGCGGACGGAAAUUCUCACGGCUGCAAGCGCUCAACUCUCACCUAAAAUUGCAGAUAUUUGUCAUCAGAGACAAACACCAGGUUUUACUCCAAGAUUGCUUCCCUGAGGCUCCUGUAGAUCCUCCAAUUAUGGAGGAACCUGAAAUUCCUGGUGAAUACAUCAGCAGCAUUAGCCCGGCGUACCAUGUCUCCUCCUAUUCUUCCAAUGAUCUCAUUUCUCCUAAGAAAGUUACACCGAAGAAGACCCGCUGUUUGAAAGGCCUUGAAAUUGCAGAUGAAUUUAGUAAUGGUUUGGACGAUGUCGUUAAUGAUUCGUUCUCUGGUAGUGAUCGAUCAGAUUCUCCUUAUUCCAGCAUCAUCAGUUCCCAGCCAGUUGUUUUGCUUGAUGAUAUAGGUCACUUAUUGCCGUCUGUCUACUAUGAACGGCAGAAAGAUUUCAGCGAUUCGAGCACCCACAGCACACCAGUGAAGGACAAUUUGACUGAUCUGGACAAAUCUCUGAGUGUUGUGGAAGAGCUGUUCCCUGAACCAGAACCGGAAACGAUCUGCGCAUUAUGCAACGCCAAGUUUGAUUCAAAUACAGAUUUGAUGAUGCACAUUAUGUGUCACAUGUAGCAAAUUUCUGUGUCUACCAAGAAAGCCUUUUCCGCUCCUCAAGGUUUAUUUUUUUGUUUUGUGUUUUUCUUUCCAUGUUUGUAAGUUAUUGUAAAAACACUGUUAUGUUUUGAAAUUAUUUUUAUUUUGUAUUUUGUACAGAUUGUACAGGAUGUAGUUUUAUCUCCCCAAUGGAAGCUGUGAGUAAGCACUCUCCUAUCGUAGACCUUAUGUUACCCGCACUUUCCAACAGCAAGGAAGUGUUGCUUGCUUUGAGGGAAAAUUCUUGCUUAAUUUAAAUUUUUUUCCAUCAUUCCUAUCUUUCCACCAGCUCUCUUCCCUUAAAAAAGCCCAUUAUUGAUUUUUCUAAUGUCAGUUUUUUUUCUCCCGAAGCAAUAGAAGUCCAAAGGACCUCAUACAAAAGAAGUUAAGUUUGAAACUUCAAUCAAAUGUAGCGUUGGUAGAUUUAAGUUUCCUGACCGGUUAUUCCUAAGCCAACACAGUUCUCCUAUGCUCCCAAAACUCAGAAGAGUAUUUUUCAUAAUUUUAGUAUCAGAUCUGAUACAAUCAUAAUUCAAUCUGAGCAUUUUUCAAAAGAGGACAAGCUUUUACAGCUAAUGGAGGAAUUUGAAUUAUAAUGUGAAAAAUUUUGCUCAAUGAGGGAGGUUUUUUUGAACAAAAUUUUAGUGUUGAAUUUUAAAACUACCUUCUUUUUUUCAAAUACUUGCUGUGUAAAAAUCGGGGGCUGGUUUUGCAAUCUUGAAUGUGAUGAAGGUUUUUUGCCCAAGAAAGUGCUUUUGCAGCAGAGCUGAUCAUAGGUAUACUGCCAACCAAUUUUCUGAGCAGUUGUUGAUUGUCCUAUUUAACUUUUUUCUUACCCAAGGAGUGUUUUUUUUUUUUGUUAUUGUUUUUCAAAAAAAUUUUGAAUUUGUACGAAAUUAGUUUUUGCAAGACAGUAAACAUGGAAAAUAUUUUACUUAUUAUCUGCCUUCAGUAGUUGCAUCUGGAAUGUAUUUUUUAGGUUUCAGUGCCAGGAAUGUGCAUACAGCUAAUGCUAGAAAUCAAAGUUUCCUUUAAAAUCAAACUUGAAGGCCAGUUUGGCUUGCCCAGUGUAGUGACGAAGGUAGAAAACCAAUUUUACAUUCAUUUUAGAGUUUAUCUUUUAGCGCACUCUUCCCUGUCA
Molecule: messenger RNA, 5796 nt
Organism: Bemisia tabaci
Lineage: Eukaryota; Metazoa; Arthropoda; Insecta; Hemiptera; Aleyrodidae
Source: RefSeq, a predicted model, not a curated record